AUGGCUACAGCAGUUGCAAGAAACAUUCCGCUUUUAGAAGUUUCUGCUGCGAAUCCAACUCAAUUAGCUGCGUCAUAUACUUCGAGUAAUUCAAAUUCAAUUAAAAUAACGAAUGGUUCAACAACUGCUCGAGAUGUGAAUGUUAAUUUAGGAUCGGUUCCUGCAGUUACAUCAGCUAUACCAAGGGGCUUAUCAACAACUACCAAAGUCUUACUUAUCUUGGUAACAUUUACAGCGUUGGUGGCAGUAAUUGCUAUUCCUACCAUCUAUUUCACUUUAAAUGGAGGAACCACUACUACAACAACAUCCACAACGAGUACGACAUCGACUUCGACGACCAGUACUACAAGUACGACAACAACAACCACAACAACCACGACAACGACAACUACAACUACUACUACGACUACAACAACAACGACAACAACAACGACAACAACAACAACGACAACAACGACUACGACAACAACAACAACUACGACUUCACUUAGCACAACAACUACAACAACGACGUCAACAUCCACAACUUCUACUACUAGCACAACAACUACGACAACAACUACGACUACUACGACAACUACAACUAAAACUACGACUACCACGACUAGCACAAGCACCACGACAACAACUACCACUACAACUAAAACUACGACUACGACAACAACUACGACGACAACUGCGACAACAACGACUACGACAACCACCGUUACAACAACCACAACAUCAGCACCUUGUCCUACAGGAUAUGUUCGAACACCAUCUGGUGCGUGUGUUAAUCUUCUUAUUGAUUUCAAUAACUGCGGUUCCAUUGGUUAUGUGUGUUCUUCAACAUAUACAAGUUGUUCAAAUGGCGCUUGUAGUGGUGCACCUGCUGUUCAACUUAUAGGUGGAGUCACAAUAAGUGGUUGGGGUGGAACGGUUAAUGUCGAUGACGCAUAUGUCACUAUUUCUCUUCCAUUCUCGAUAACACUGUACGGUUAUACUACGUCUUCAGCAUCUGUUCAGAGUAAUGGCUGCGUAUGUCUGUCCGGCUGCUCCAGUGGUUACACAAACGGACCUUUACCAAGUGGUAGCUUCAGUGGGCCAACCGCCUUUGGCUAUUGGGAUGAUCUUUAUAUAUUUGCAGGAACAUCUCAAAGUGUUUACUAUGGUACAACAGGCACAUACCCCAAUCGAAAUUUAGUCUUCGAAUUUUACAUGGCUCACUACGGUGCACCAACUCUAUAUUAUCACUUCCAAAUUGUUUUCUUUGAAGCUACACCCAAUGUAGUUAGAUAUUUAUAUUACCAAGUAUCUGAUUCAGGUGCUUCGUGCACAAUUGGCGUUCAGGGUUCCGGAAGUGGCCCUAGUAUGACAUAUUCGGUCGAUACAGCAGGAUCUGUACCAGCAGGCUCACCGACCACAAGUUCUGCCACAUUGACACUUACAUUUAAUACAGCCUCGGCUAAUGAUCAACAAGCAGCAAAAAUAUUUGUUCCUCGAUCGAUUCAACCAAUCAAGGAUGCAGAAAUGGUCGCCUUCGUAAAGAGAGUAGACCUCGAAAUACCGGAUAAUCGAGUAACCGAAGCACUAACAAAAGCUGGUCUUCAUGUUGUUAAUGUUACUCGAUUUAACCGAAAAGAAGGUAAUAUAUCAACAAGCACCAUUAAAAUUACAUUUAAAGAUGGAAACAGCCGAAACUCAUUCAUUCACACUGGACAACAAGUGGAUUCGAUGCACUUUAAUGGUGAAGCUGCAUUACAAAAUAAAAACCCAGUAAAAUGCUACAUCUGUCUUCAAUUCAAUCAUGUAGCAAAGUACUGCAAAACAAAACAGCAAAAAUGUGCUAAAUGCGGUGAUAACCAUCGUAUAGAGCAAUGCACUGCUGCAAAUCAUGCAAUUAAAUGUAACAAUUGUAAUGGUAAACAUUUGGCAACUGUUAAUGAUUGUUCUAACUUUUUAGAACAAGAAAAGCGAAUUUUGAAUUUAAAUAAAUCAAUAUUCGUUCACAAGUAG
Molecule: messenger RNA, 1995 nt
Organism: Rotaria socialis
Lineage: Eukaryota; Metazoa; Rotifera; Eurotatoria; Philodinida; Philodinidae
Source: the annotation of a GenBank genome assembly